Messenger RNA from Didymodactylos carnosus, 618 nucleotides. Lineage: Eukaryota; Metazoa; Rotifera; Eurotatoria; Philodinida; Philodinidae. The record is from the annotation of a GenBank genome assembly.
AUGAUUACGAUGCCCUUAGGAUUUUCUAUAACCAGUUUUAUUGGUUUUAUCGUUGGAUGGUCAUCAAAGGUUAUCUGUAGUAAAGAAAGUUGGAAUCCAUUGGAACUGUUGAAUACAUUUCUCAACAAUAUGCUACAGUCAGCUACACGUGUCGGCGUAUUUUUCAUUUCACUUUGUCUAACACAAUUAGAUGUAAACAUUGCUGCUAACAGUAUUUCUGCAGAAUCUGAAGAAUUAAAUUUAACAUCGUUCCCGAACAACACAAAUUACACAAUACUUAAAGUACCCAAAGUAUACAAGGUAUCCACACUACACAAGCCACUCAAAGUACACCAAGCAUACAUACUAUCCAUUUUUCCAUCUACACAUAUAAUGCUAUAUUUGAUGUAUAUGAAACAAGCUGAAUACUGAACUUUCAACGUUCAGAUUUGCUUUUAGGAUGAUUUAAAUAAUCGCUCACACAAUCGAUUAUCAACUGAGAACUGUCUGUGUUGGUAGUUCGAUUGUUCAACAUAAGAAGUUCAAUAGACAAUUUAAUAGGAUCUAGACGUUCAACAACCUCCUUUCGAAUUGUAUCAUACAAAUUACAGUGAAGAAGAAAAUGCUCUAUUGUUUCCU